Setaria italica (foxtail millet) is the source of this 1114-nucleotide messenger RNA. RefSeq lists its product as uncharacterized. The transcript has a single exon. The record is from RefSeq and is a predicted model, not a curated record. Lineage: Eukaryota; Viridiplantae; Streptophyta; Magnoliopsida; Poales; Poaceae. The coding region runs from base 291 to 806 and encodes 171 amino acids.
UCCCAGUCCAUAGGGGUUUCACUUAGCUCUGAAACCAGAGCCACCGUUUCUAAACAACCGUUUGUAAAUUGUACCACUAUACGUACUAAUUCUUUCGUUGCUGCUGUCCUUUCAUGGCUACUAAAUCGGGAAGCUCAUCCACCAUCUUAUACUCCCCGUUCCUCGCUCACCACAACCAUCACCACUCCACCACCAUCCCCUGUGCACCUGCACCACAAGAUAGAGCUCGUCUCCUCCCCAUUAUAGCCCCUUCGAUCAGCGCGGUCCUCUGAUCCGCAGAUCGGCCGGCCAUGGACGGGGUUCCCAGGAAGCAGUACGGUUCCAGGAGCAAUGCUCGCCAGGGCGCGUCGGCCAGCACCAGCUCGGGCAAGCGCAGGGGGAAGGCUGCUGCCGGCGGCGCCGGCGGGAAGAAGCCGCCGAUCAAGGUGGUGUACAUCGGCAACCCCAUGCGGGUGACGACCAGCGAGGCGGGCUUCCGCUCUCUGGUGCAGGAGCUCACCGGCCGCCACGCCGACCCGUACAAGUACAGCGGCGGCAGCGGCAGCGCCGCAAUAAUCGACGUCGACGGCGCCGACGACAGCAGCGGGGGCAGCCCGGUGGGGCCCCAGUCGGGCGCGCUGCCCAGCCCCGUCAGCACCCCGUCGUCGGACGCCGCCUCAGCCGCCGGCGCGGCCCACGCCUCGGUGCCGGCGGCUUAUUACGACGACGACGAGGACAGCUUCGCGCCGCAGCUGAUCGACAACAGGUACUCCGUGUUCUCGCCGCCGACGUUCCUCUACGGCCCGCACGGCGACGGCGAGCUGUGAUGAUCCCAAUCGCGUGGUAGGGGUACACGAUAUGUGUGUGUAUUGCAUCUCGCAUGAGGAUAUGGACGAACUGUAUCGUAUGUGCAGGCUCGAUCGAGCUGAACUGAAUUGAAUUCUCUGUACGCUGCUAUAGCUCCCAAUAUGCAGUCUCUAUCACACUGCCAUCGGCAAUAAGACAAUCAGUGUACUACACCAGCACUGUAUGUUGUGGGCGCCACAUAAUCCGAUUUGAUUGGGAGCUAAUUGGUGGUUUUCAGUCUACAAUGAUCGAUGAAAUGGUAACGGGGUUGGUCAUUUAUCAGGUAUUU